Messenger RNA from Linum trigynum, 787 nucleotides. Lineage: Eukaryota; Viridiplantae; Streptophyta; Magnoliopsida; Malpighiales; Linaceae. The record is from the annotation of a GenBank genome assembly.
AAAACUAAAAGACUUCUCUCCUCCCAACCAACUACCCUCUGUUCUGAUCGACAGCGAACAGAAAACAAUGAGGAAGAAGGCACCGGUGGAGGAAGGGGAAGAAGAAGAAGAAAUGGCGCAUUCCCUCUUAGAUCUCUACAGAAGCCCAAGCAUUGAAAUCCCAAUUCCUCACAUGCCCCUCCUACUUCUUCUCGUGUUCACCACUCUGCCCUCCUCCGCCGAUGAGCCCGUCACUCCAAUACGGCGACCAACGCUCAAGCAGACAACGAUGGCAACGACCAAUUGGGUCCAGCAAAGAAGCCCAAGCUACCCGAUUCCAAUUUCUUGGAUUUUGGCCCAUCCGACUCUGAUGACGAUUCCUCCUCAGCCGCUAAUCACAAGAAGAGGAAAUUAAUUCCAUACCUUCCAGAUCUGGAAUCCGGUCACCCAAAAGGUCUGCUACUCUCCUUGCCCAAUCUGCCUUUUCCCCCAACUCAUUCGGUCUUUUUAGAAUUCCUUAGUUCGACUCUCCCUCAUUGUCAUGCCCGACGGUGCCGCAUCCUUCAUGCCUGACGGUCAGAGGCUAUGGAGAUGAGCGGUGGGGAUUCUCUUGGAUGAUUGAGCUUACGUUUCGGCUGCUGGAUUGACGGAUCUCUGAGGCGGUUCCGGGGAAACUUUGAUUGCUAGAGAUUCCUCGUCGUUGAAGCUGCUAGUUAUGGUUUGAGUGGAGAAGGAGAAAGAGAAGCGGCGGUUGGGUAGAGGGAGAAGGAGAAGCUCAAAGAAUUGAGAAGAAAGGGGUGAUCUGCAG